AUGGUUGCUGGGGUUGCCCUGGACGAUUUACUCUACGGAGGACUUCUAGUCUCUUGCAUUUUAUUUGGCUGGUGUUUCCGUCGCAUCAAAAAUCCUGUGAAAAAGAAAUGGAUCUCGACAACUGUGGGGUUCCUUCUAGUUCUAACUGUGUCGGGUACCCAUGUACUCAGACCCUUGAUUGUGACAACUGUGAAUGCAUUCUUCAUAACUGUUAUGGGGAAAAAGUACAGUCACAUACUCAGUUUUAUCUUCACCUUUGGUUUCCUGACAUUCUUCCGAGUAUCUGACUACUUUAGUGCUCCUUAUGCACCGGGACCAGUGAAUCUCAUUAAUAUGGUUCUAACAAUGAGGAUGGUGGGAUUGGCAUUUGAAUCUCGAGAUAGUUGGCUGGCUCACAAAACUGAGAGUAAAAUGGCUACAUCAGGUGCCAAGUUGUCAGAAAUGGAAGAAAAAGAGCCAUUGGACAUUCAUCCUGGCUUUUUGGAUGUUUACCACUAUGCUUUUUGUUAUGUGGGUGUACUGACAGGUCCAUAUUUCCGAUACAAUACUUACAGAGAUAUGAUCAAUACCCCAUUUGCAAAGUUUGCCCCUUGCUGGGAGGCAACCGUAGAGAGGCUUGUGCUGUUGCCGUUUUCUAUUUUGGCUUUCUUGUGUGUCAAUAGCAUGUACCCAAACAAGAUGGCUCUUGCUGAUGAAUUUUACACAGACCAUAGUGUAUUAUAUCGCAUUGUAUUUUUAAGUAUUUCUUUCUUCAAUUUCCGUAUGCGAAUUUACACGGGUGUUAUGCUCUCUGAGUGUGUUUGCACCAUGGCAGGAUUGGGAGCCUAUCCUGAAUUUUGCAAACCUCGCUAUGGGAUGGGCCCAACUUGCCGGUGGCAAGAGGUUGCUCGACUGGGAAGAAGUCCUGUUCAAGCAAUGAGAGAAAAGUACAACUUUGAAACAAUCCACAGUGUGAUUAUUUCAAGUUGUGAAUUUGAGCCAACUGUACGACAAAGUAUGAAGAGUUGGAAUAUGACUAUCCAGUACUGGUUAGCUGCAUACGUUUACAAAAGGUUCCCUGUGAAACCUCUGAGGACUUUUGCCACUAUGUUUAUGUCAGCAUUUUGGCAUGGAGCGCAUGCUGGAUAUUAUUUGUGCAUCAUGUCUGUUCCUCCUCAUCUUGUUGUUGAAGAUUUGUAUGUGAAGCUUUUUAUGAAGACUGCUGGACCACAUUUCAAGAGAAUCCUAAGCUUCAUGCUAUGGUACAUGCGUGUGCAAGGAUUUGCUUACAUGAGUAUUACAUUCCAACUGCUUACCAUUGAAGCAGCUCUUCGCUACUGGGGCUCCAUAUAUUUCUGCUACCACUGGACAUUGGGACUUCUGUACAUCAUUGGUCUCAUUAUUCAACUGCGGAGAUCGAAAAAGGGGGAAGCUGUCCAGCAGGCUGUGCACCAUGAUUUCCAUGCAAUUGAUCCACCCAAAACACAAAAAACCGAAUGAAGAAGGGGGAACCAACUUGAUCCUUUAUGGCACAACUCUUCUGCGCCCUCAACUCCUGUGCUGGACCCUGCACGGCGCGGUGCGAUUAGAAGCAGUCUGCAUUCAAGUCUUCAUCAUCGAAUAAACAGUGAAUAUUACAUACGAGACAGCUGGCUGUAAGUCUGCUUGGAAGCUGGUAAAAGAAUGGAUGUAGUGAUGUUGAUGCCAGUAACAGUAUUGUUGUUAUUCGUAACAAUGAUUGGCAGAGGAUUCUGAAAUUACAAAUCAACCUGUUAAACAACAGGUGCAGUGCUGAGUGUGUAUUUGAGUGUGUAAGUCUGUGUGUGUAUUAAUAAAUGGCACACUGAGUAUUGAGCACUGUAAUAAAUUGCAGGUACUGAGAAAGUUAAAAUUUCUGGACAUGUAUUAAUGAUACUGGUGUUGGCAGCACUUCUUCCAUCUUUAAUGACUAAUACAUCUUUGUAAAGUCACAAAUCAGCUUAUCAUUUGAUUGUCUUCCAGCAUGGGUUUUAUGACCAUAAAUUAUUUAAGCCAAUUGCUGACUGAAAUAAGAUGACUGUUGCGCUAGAUGUACUGACAGUUUAUUGCUCUUCUUUUUAAAAAGGCAUCAUUACUACUCAAAAAAGUAUAUGUGAAAGGAUAUUGAAUGCUGGUUAGCAUGGCAUUUUGCAUUAAAAUCAUUCAGCUUCUCCCUUACAGACUGAUAAAUUGAAGGACACUGGGGGAUAAUGAAACAAAUUUUAAGAUCAUUAUUUCUAGGGGCUCAAAUGUUUGCAUUAGGUAAUGGAAUAUGAUUCUGCAUGUUCCAUGAUACUAAUCGGUUGUAGGGAAAGGCUUAUUCAUGCAAAGUGCCAUAGCUGCUGAUGGAUGCUCUGAAAUCUUUGUGCCACAAAGGGUUAGGUUGUUUCCCCAUCAUACAAAUGUUUGAAUCCAAACAAAUCCGAAUUCGUAAGAGAUAUUGGUCAUAACCUGUAGAUUAUAGCACCAGAAUCACUUUUCUUUAAUCUCCACUGCCAAUAGAAAAAGUUUUUAAAAAAAGAAGAAAAAAAAGCUACAUUUUACAUGUGAUUUAUAGAGCUAUUAGAUGCACGAGUAAUUACAAGACCCAAACUUUCUCUUUUCUGUGUUAUGACCAAUUCUUGAGAUUUGGCAAGAUCAAAAAGUUAAUCUAAUUGAAAAUUUGCUUCUGAUGCUGUUUUAUUAGGGUGUUCAGCAGUGCAAUAUGUCCACGAGUAUGAGACUCAUUUUUAUGGAGUAACAAAGACACGUCUACACAGGGACAAGUAAUUUUUAUUAUGUUUUACUUGUCUCGGAACCUUGAAAGACAGUAGGUUUCAGAUCUUUACUGACCUUGUACUUCGAAAUCAAGGCUUGAAAUAAUGAAGUAGUUUCACCAAAUUUUUCGAGAUACAAUUUAGACUUGUAACUUUAUUUUUUAAGAACAAUUGCCCCAAAUCCUUUUUCCUUUUUCCUUUUAUUUUUUUUUAUCAUGGGAAGAACUCUCUUUUUUAUUCUGUCUUGUCAAUAAAAUGAUAAGUAAAGGUUCCUCAAAUAAAUAAGCUGGACACCCUUUCUUGAAAUUUCUAGUAGAGUUUUUGGUAAAAGUUGAAUCUAACACUUGCUUGCAAGCAAUUGGCACAGUUCUUUGAGGUGCUUGGUAGUGAAGACAGGUUAUUGCAUAGCGUGAUCAGAUUGUUGAAUGAAGAGGGCCUUUGCUAGAGUUGUGAAUUUUUAAGACUAUUUCACAUUUUGCAACAUUCUCAAAUGUAGUUGUGUAGUCUUUUGACUUUGCCAAGCCUAGCUGUAUAAUUGAAUCUCUUUAGCUAUGUUUAGUUUUUUUUUGUCUGUAAACUGCAUUUAUUUCAUAGUUUUUCAGUGUGCUGUCUCUACUUACUUUUUUUUUCUAGAUCUAUUUUUUUUUUUUAUUGAAUUAACAGCUUAUUUUUUUUACUUGAAUGUGUCAGAGCUGAAGCAGCUAUUGGCAUCAAAGGACAUUGGAGAUGCCUGCAAUAAGUGCAAUGUUUUCCUACUCAUCAAAGUUUUAAACCUUUGAUGAAAUUUUUCCUUCAUUCCAAACAAUAAAUUUCUUACGAAUGGGAUAAGAUUAAAAAAAAAUCUCUGUGUUACUAUACUGUAAAUAUAAAUAUAAGGGUAACUAACACUUUAUUUGUACUUUUAAAAGUAUUUUUAUGGCUGUGGAUUAUUAUGAAGGUUCUCUUCUUUUUAUCUUAAUUAGGUAUUAAUGAUUACUUGCUCAACAGGAGGCUUUGCACUUUAUUUAGUUGCUGCAUAUGGAAAAGGUUGUGAAAAGAACAACACAACACAACCAUAUCUGAAACCGGACUCUCUACACUCAAUAAUUUCAUUCCUGGUAUUGUAGUUGCAUUGUAUUUUGGUUUUGGACUGAAGCUGAUACAUUCCAUGACCUAACCUUGUGAUUUUGUGCAAUUUUCCCCAAGACUAUCUCACUGUACAUAGUUUUAGUGUAAGUUUAGCUCAAUUUUAUAGGGUGGAUAAUUUUUUUUUAAAGCUCUAUGGUCCUACUGCACCAGUUUUGUUACAAGGGCUUGCUAAGAAUCGGGUAUCUACAGAACUCUUGCUUAGAGUUUGCCUAUAAAUGAAUUUUCUGUUAAUAAAGCAGGUGGCUAGUGUAGAUGCGAGAAAACUUUUGGGAGCAAUAAUGUCUCCAACCGUUGAGGGUUGAGAUGAGUGAUAAUCUUUUGUUGAAAAGAAUGAACCACAGGAUGACUAUUAUGGGUUUGUGAAUAUUCCUGUCAGUGUCAGAUUGUUACAAGGUAAACUACAUGGACCUGAUGUUUAUGUGAUAAGUAUCAAGUAAGGGCGUAGCAAAGCAAAACUAUUUGAUACAUCAUCAGACUAUUCAGAAUUCAUGUAACAGCUUUUUUUUACCAUCAAACUUGGGUUAGGAAUGUAUUUUGAGGAAGUUCCCACUUGUUUAGCUUUAAUUUGGAAAUUACAUAGCAAAUAUCUGCGAUUUCUUUUUGAAAUAGACUGUAGUGGAAGCUUGUGAUUGGAAUUCAGGCAACACGACUUAGGAUUAUAGUUAAAAAGGCAAACUAUUAAUAGUUCAAAAUAAUCCUUAGCAUCGAGUUGUAGCAUUUAAGCUAUUUGUGUGUAACCAUGGAGGGGCUCAUGCAUUUGCACUUAAGCACUGCUUUGGUCAUUACCUGCUUGUAGAAGUCGCUUCAAGACCUAUUGAGAGGAAAAUCUGAAAUCUGAGUGUUUGUUGCAAGUGAUCCCAUCCUUCUUCCACGACCAUUCUUUCUUUAUCUGAGUACACUGUUCCAAUCUGACACCAGAUGAUAAUGUUCAGGUCUCAUUCUUGCACAGUUGCAUUUUAAAUUGCAUUAUUAAUUGUUCUUGACUUAUAGGAAAUAAAAAACUUGUGUGACAGGCCAAGAAUUUGUUUAACAAAUUCUUUAACCUUGGGGUAAGAAGAAAUUGUUAAAAAUAUUUUAGCGCUUUUAUAAAGUUUUUGAAGGGUUGUGGGUGGCUUUUAUUUUCACUAUGAAGACUUCAUGUAUACAUUAGUUUAGUCGCUUCUUUUGAUUAUUUAUUUUACAUACUAAUGAUUAUAAUACUUGAUCAGUUCCUGCCAUUGCUGGCAACUUUUGUACAAACACCCUUUUUCUUUUAUACAGAACAAACUUUUAUUUUACAAUGUUUUCUUUGCUCAAUUUUAAUUUUUGUGCCAUUUUUUUUUUUUUUGAUAUGUUAUUAGGUGAAGGCUCUAAUGUCACUGUAACUCUUAGCGCUAUUUGAAAUUAUGGUUACUGUGGAAUAGGAAUUUUUUGCAAAGGCAAAUAAAACCUUUAAAGCACAA
Molecule: messenger RNA, 5323 nt
Organism: Thrips palmi
Lineage: Eukaryota; Metazoa; Arthropoda; Insecta; Thysanoptera; Thripidae
Gene: frj
Product: lysophospholipid acyltransferase 7
Exons: 8
Coding region: 1-1479 (492 amino acids)
Biological process (GO): lipid modification; phosphatidylinositol biosynthetic process
Cellular component (GO): membrane; mitochondria-associated endoplasmic reticulum membrane contact site
Molecular function (GO): lysophospholipid acyltransferase activity
Source: RefSeq, a predicted model, not a curated record